GAGUAUUAUGGGCUGUCGAGUGCUGGCUGCUGCUUUUCUGCUCCUGGAAGCGGCCGAGGGGGGAAGCGGCGAGUCAACAUGGAGCUCUCGGCGGUGGGGGAGCGGGUGUUCGCGGCCGAAGCCCUCCUGAAGCGGCGUAUUCGCAAAGGACGCAUGGAAUACCUCGUGAAAUGGAAGGGCUGGUCGCAGAAGUACAGCACGUGGGAGCCCGAAGAAAAUAUUCUGGAUGCUCGCCUGCUUGCAGCCUUUGAAGAAAGGGAACGGGAGAUGGAGCUCUAUGGCCCCAAAAAGCGAGGGCCCAAGCCUAAAACCUUUCUUCUCAAGGCCCAGGCCAAGGCAAAGGCUAAAACCUAUGAAUUCAGAAGUGAUUCUGCCAGAGGAAUCCGGAUCCCGUACCCAGGCCGAUCACCCCAGGACUUGGCAUCUACAUCCAGGGCCCGAGAGGGCCUUCGGAACACAGGUCUGUCCCCACCAGGGAGCAGCACCAGUACCUGCAGGGCAGAUCCACCUCGGGACCGGGACAGAGAUCGAGAAAGAGGUGCCAGCCGCGUAGAUGACAAGCCCAACUCGCCAGGGGACAGCUCCAAGAAGCGAGGACCGAAGCCCCGGAAGGAGCUCCUAGACCCUUCCCAGAGGCCAUUGGGAGAGCCCAGUGAUGGCCUUGGAGAAUACCUCAAAGGCCGGAAACUGGAUGACACCUCUUCUGCGACAGGAAAAUUCCCCGCGGGCCACAGCGUGAUCCAGCUUGCUCGAAGGCAGGACUCAGACCUGGUACAAUAUGGCGUGACCAGCCCUAGCUCGGCAGAGGCCUCGGGCAAACUGGCUGUGGACACCUUUCCGGCCAGGGUGAUAAAGCCCAGGGCUGCUUUCCUGGAGGCCAAAGGCCAAAGUGCCCUGGAUCCUGGUGGCCCCAGGGUUCGACAUAGUUCAGGUACCCCAGGCUCAGUGGGAAGCCUGUAUCGGGACAUGGGGGCUCAAGGGGGAAGGCCCUCCCUCAUCGCCAGGAUUCCAGUGGCCAGAAUCUUGGGGGACCCAGAGGAAGAGUCCUGGAGCCCCUCGCUGACUAACCUGGAGAAGGUGGUUGUCACAGAUGUGACCUCAAACUUUUUGACCGUCACCAUAAAGGAGAGUAACACGGACCAAGGCUUCUUUAAGGAAAAAAGAUGAAUGGCUGGGAUGGGGAGCCCAGGACCAGAGCAGGGGAGAGUGAGCUCCAAUGUGGCUUAGUGCUUUUUUUUAUUUCUGAGUGGCUGUGGCCUUCUGGUUGGUCCUGUCCUUAACUCCACAAGGUCCCCCUGGAGUCCCUUUCAUUCCUCCCUCCUCAGUUCUGGUUGGAAAAUUAUCUAGAGUUUCUAUUUUCUAUUAGAUGUAAAUAUGUUAUUUAAGAAAAAUAUCUAAAUAUAUAUAUUUCAACUCUUGAA
This is a messenger RNA of Myodes glareolus (Bank vole), 1421 nucleotides long. Lineage: Eukaryota; Metazoa; Chordata; Mammalia; Rodentia; Cricetidae. The record is from RefSeq and is a predicted model, not a curated record.